AUGGCGAUACGGCUAGAAGAUGAAUAUGGCAGUGGAGUACCGGAUUUAUCUGAUAUAGAGUCACAAGAUUAUAAUAGAGUAGUCUCAGAUCGUUCUGUGUUUACAAAAAUAAUUAAUUGUCCACGGAUAUAUAACAUACCAGCAUUGAAUUUCGUUAUCAUUGGAAUUUUAGGAACGUUCUUACUUAAACUAACAACCAAAUAUACUGGUUUGUAUAUGAAGAAUUCGUUGAUAACUAUAAUUGUGACAAACCUUGUUUUGUACGGCAUAUCCGAAACGUUAGCACAAUCGCUUCUAUCUUAUAAUCCUACCGAACCAAGACUAAGUUUCAAAUUCAAUAGAACUACUGGUGGCUACGGGGGGAUUUCGUUUAAUCCCAACAACUAUGGGGAUAGGAAUAGAGUUGGGGAUUUUAGUGAUGAACAAGUUCCUAUGGAGAGUGAUGAUGAGGAUUUAAACAGGUUUAUAGAUUACAUUCAGGAUAAUGAUUCUACGUAUGAGUCUCCAUCAAUGCAAUCUUACAAUCCAGAUAUGACACCUUUAGCGUUAGAACUGGUGGAAUUAACAUAUUAUCAAUUCAAUAGGCUUGCAGGAUUUAUGUGUUGGGGCUUUAUUAUGGCUUGCGUUCAAUGCUGGUGGUACAAAUUCUUACAAAUAUAUUCUAAGGAUCCAAAAUUUAUUGAGGUGCUUAGAAAAGUAUUAACUGAUCAAUUGUGCUUUUCACCGAUUUCACUUUUUUGCUUUUUUACAUACGGGACUAUUGUUCUUGAAAGUGGCAAUUGGAACGACGUGAAGGCCAAGUUGGAUAGAAUAUACAUGAAAACCUUGCUAAUAAACUAUUCCGUAUGGUUUCCAGUUCAGUUUUUUAAUUUCUUAUUAGUUCCUAGAGACUUCCAAGUCCCAUUUAGUUCGUCUGUAUCGGUGUUAUGGAAUUGUUUCUUAUCAAUGAGAAAUUCAAGUGCAUAG
Molecule: messenger RNA, 966 nt
Organism: Debaryomyces hansenii CBS767
Lineage: Eukaryota; Fungi; Ascomycota; Pichiomycetes; Serinales; Debaryomycetaceae
Exons: 1
Coding region: 1-966 (321 amino acids)
Cellular component (GO): membrane; cytoplasm
Source: RefSeq, a predicted model, not a curated record